This is a messenger RNA of Encephalitozoon romaleae SJ-2008, 552 nucleotides long. RefSeq names its product 60S ribosomal protein L22/L17e. The transcript has a single exon. Lineage: Eukaryota; Fungi; Microsporidia; Unikaryonidae. Gene Ontology annotation, molecular function: structural constituent of ribosome. The coding region runs from base 1 to 552 and encodes 183 amino acids. Gene Ontology annotation, cellular component: cytosolic large ribosomal subunit; ribosome. Gene Ontology annotation, biological process: cytoplasmic translation. The record is from RefSeq and is a predicted model, not a curated record.
AUGGGGAUCAAGUAUAGCUACGAAGUGCACGAUCCUUCUAAGGCUGUGAAGGGGAAGAUUGACAAUGCAAAAGUAAGCUUCAAAAAGACUAGGGAAACAUGCUCGACCCUGAGAAAGAGAAAGGUUGUUGAUGCAAUUGAGUAUCUGAAGAAUGUGAUCAAUAAGACCGAGUGCGUUCCCUUUAGAAGAUACAACCGCGGAUGUGGACAAACACAUCAGGCAAGGAAGUUCAGCAUCCCUAAAAGGGAAAUUGUGAAGGCCAACGGAGAGAAGGUGAUUAAGAGAGGGCAUGUUCAAACAAGAGGAAGAUGGCCCAAGAAGUCUGCAGAGUUUGUGAUUACCCUUCUUGAGAACCUUAAGGAGUCUGCAGAAACCAAGAAUCUUGAUGUGGAAAACCUAGUGAUAACACAUAUCCAAGUUAGCAAGGCACCGAAGAUUUUUGGUAGGACUUUCAGGGCCCAUGGAAGAGUAAAUCCAUUCAACAAGAGUCCAUGCCAUAUCCAAGCUGUUGCAGAAGUGGUUGGGACUAACGAUGUUAGCAUCGAGGCCUGA